GUGUGGACGCCGCUGCCCCGCCCCCGGGAACCACGCCUCCCUCCUGUCGGAGGGACAGCGCCUCCCCGGGUUGGGGAAACUGAGGAAGCGGCGUGAAGACUGGGAGAUGGGACGCUGGGGGAACCGGACAAGAAUGGGGUGAGGGGCCCGGAGCCUUGGCUUCGGAGAGCAGGAGACCUUUGUCUCUGACCGGUUUCCUUCCCGACCAGGGUUGCCCACUCCCACCACAAUGGCCUCUGGGGUGGAAGUCCUGCGCUUCCAGCUGCCCGGCCACGAGGCCGCCACGCUGCGCAACAUGAACCAACUCCGCGCGGAGGAGCGGUUCUGCGACGUGACCAUCGUGGCCGACAGCCUCAAGUUCCGCGGCCACAAGGUCAUCCUGGCCGCCUGCUCCCCGUUCCUGCGGGACCAGUUCCUGCUGAACCCCAGCUCCGAGCUGCAGGUCUCCCUGAUGCACAGCGCGCGCAUCGUGGCCGACCUGCUCCUCUCCUGCUACACCGGAGCCCUGGAGUUCGCCGUCAGGGACAUCGUCAACUACCUGACGGCCGCGUCCUACCUGCAGAUGGAGCACGUGGUGGAGAAGUGCCGCAACGCGCUCAGCCAGUUCAUCGAGCCCAAGAUAGGCCUCAAGGAGGACGGGGUUGGCGAGGCCGGCCUCGUGAGCAGCGUCGGCGCCACCAAGUCCCUGCUCCCUCCGGGCCGGGGACCCCUACCCGGGGGCUUCUCGAGCGGAAACCCCUUAAAGAACAUCAAGUGCACCAAGUGCCCGGAAGUGUUCCAGGGCGUGGAGAAGCUGGUCUUCCACAUGCGCGCGCAGCACUUCAUCUUCAUGUGCCCGCGCUGCGGCAAGCAGUUCAACCACAGCAGCAACCUCAACCGCCACAUGAACGUGCACCGCGGCGUCAAGUCGCACUCGUGCGGCAUCUGCGGAAAGUGCUUCACGCAGAAGUCCACGUUGCACGACCACCUCAACCUGCACUCGGGUGCGCGGCCCUAUCGCUGCUCCUACUGCGACGUGCGCUUCGCUCACAAGCCGGCCAUCAGGCGGCACCUCAAGGAGCAGCACGGCAAGACCACGGCCGAGAACGUGCUGGAGGCCAGCGUGGCCGAGAUCAACGUCCUCAUCCGCUAGCUCGCCGUGGGCAAGGCGCAGGCGGGAGCCGGGUGGGGAAGGGCUCCGGGGCCCAGGAGCAUGGGGGGUGGGGGUCGGGCGGACAUCGGAGGGAGGGCGAGAUCCACGGAGGGAAGACCCUGCUCCUCAGGAGAGGACGGAGCUAGGGACAGGGUUCUUUGGCAAGGCCAAGGGAACGCGGGGCCCCAGAGAUACUGAUUUUCGUAGAGGUGCAUGGAUAUGUGGAGGGAGGGAAAAGGGUUCCAUAGAAUGAGAAAAAGAGAAGACUGGAAAAUGGUUUUUUCCUGGCCAAGGCUGCCCAGGGGAAGGAAGGUUCUGACACUUCUUGAGGUAGGGGUGGGUGGG
Molecule: messenger RNA, 1477 nt
Organism: Fukomys damarensis (Damara mole-rat)
Lineage: Eukaryota; Metazoa; Chordata; Mammalia; Rodentia; Bathyergidae
Gene: Zbtb12
Product: zinc finger and BTB domain containing 12
Exons: 2
Coding region: 230-1132 (300 amino acids)
Biological process (GO): regulation of transcription by RNA polymerase II
Molecular function (GO): DNA-binding transcription factor activity, RNA polymerase II-specific; protein binding; RNA polymerase II cis-regulatory region sequence-specific DNA binding
Source: RefSeq, a predicted model, not a curated record